Molecule: messenger RNA, 315 nt
Organism: Adineta steineri
Lineage: Eukaryota; Metazoa; Rotifera; Eurotatoria; Adinetida; Adinetidae
Source: the annotation of a GenBank genome assembly
AUGUUAUCAUCUUUCUCAAAACUCAUUCAUAAUUCUCGAUUCUCAUUAUCACUUAUAAAACAACAAUGUUCAUUUAUAUCAACAUCAUCAAUAAAAAAUGAUUUACCAUCACGUUCAUCUGAUAAUAAUUCUCAAAAGAAUAAAAAUGAUACGCAUGAUCCACAAAUUGAUUCAUCACAUCAAUCUGGUACAAUUAGUCAAAAAGAACGUACUGCAUGGGAGAAAGCAGAGCACGACAUAACUUCUAAUAAACAAAUAACCCCAAAACCAUUUCUUCACGAUCAAAAAAACAAUACAAAAGCACCCACUCAAUAA